AUGAAAAGUGAUUCCAUUGUUACUAGUGAUGAUGAUGAUACUAUUAAUAAGGAAAGUGAUUCCAUUAUUACUAGUGAUGAUGAUGUUACUAUUAAUAAGGAAAGUGAUUAUGUUGUUACUGGUGAUGAUGAUGAUACUAUUAAUAAGGAAAGUGAUUUCAUUGUUACUAGUGAUGACGAUGUUACUAUUAAUAAGGAAAGUGAUUCCGUUGUUACUAGUGACGAUGAUGUUACUAAAGAAACAAAAUUUGAUACAAGAUUCUUGUCCUUUCUUGAAAAAGAUGAUUCAUUCCUCACUCCAUGGAGUUGA
Molecule: messenger RNA, 309 nt
Organism: Vicia faba (fava bean)
Lineage: Eukaryota; Viridiplantae; Streptophyta; Magnoliopsida; Fabales; Fabaceae
Source: the annotation of a GenBank genome assembly